AAGAAAUAUUCGGAGAGAAGAAUAUCACGGGUUGCUAUUUGGGACUCGAUGAGCCCAUAGCUCAUGCUGACUCGCAACUCAUCUGUUUAUGCCUCUAUUGCAUCCCGGCGAUUCUUUGUAUCUGUCCUUUGUCUUCCUACCCUUUAUCCACUCGACUAAGGCGGCCGCAAUCGUGUUCUUUGUCAACCCCUCCUCCCCCCCGUGUGUUGUCGCAGGAUAUCUGCUCGGCGGCUAGAGAUGGCACCUUCUCUUUCCUCUACAUAUUCGAAUCGCCCUGUAUCGCAAGGAUCGCCAUCCGAUAAGGAGAAUCGCUCAAGUGCAACGGGGAUCACUAAGAGAAACCAACCGCAAACGAUGGCACACGCCCGUAGAGCUAAGCGAGCUCGACUAUCAACAAGAGACUCUAAUGUGCAAGCCACUCAGUCUCAAGUAGCAUCGCAGGCGACACGGAAUAGUGCCAAUCAGUUUUACGAUCCGGAUCAAGACCACCGAGAAAGGCGACAAGUUCGUAAGGGCCUGAGAGAUUUGACGCGGGACCUCAACGACUCUAGAAAUGAAUAUCUACAGUCCGGAAACCAGGGCCUGCGGGACACCAUAAAGAAAGCGAACGAGAUCUUUGAGAAUGUCAAGCAGACUUCUGACGCAACCAUCGAUUCACGGUUGCUUGUUCAAGCGGCAGACCUCUCAUACAAAAAGACGGCACAGUUGGUGCUGGGGGACGCCAGUGCAGGAAUAGAUGUGGACGAGUUUGUCUCGAAGUGUAUCUCUUUUAUGCGCCGGGCACCUGCGGAUUCCCAAGAUUCGAUGCCUUCCAGCACCCAACGGCGGCGGACGGGUAUCGGAAGGACUCAAAUGGACCCCAACGACAGCGACGAGGACCAAGGGGAUGCAAUGAACUGGGACUGGCUCGGACGCGCUGCUUGUUUCUGUAGUAAUGCCCGACCAUCAGUUCCUGGCUUCCUACUGGGACCGCUUUCGGUACAGAAGCGCGUCAGACAGCAACCCGUACGAAGAGCCCGUGAACGAAUUGACCCAGCACGGGCCGUUGCACCGCAAGAGCUUCAGGAAAAGGACCUGGACAGGCAAGAAACAUCGAAUUUGACUACUAUGUGUGCCAGCAUCAAUCGGCUUUUGGCAAGAACCCAAAACAAUGGACAAGACGUGGUAGAGGCAGAAUUGUCGCAGUUAUCCGAGGAGCCCGACGAAGAUACGGUGCAAGAGGUGAUGGCGAGGAACAAUGUAGCCGAUGAUGGAGGUGUUCCUCUGUUCCAAUUCUGCAUCAAUCCAAACUCUUUCGGACAAAGUGUAGAGAAUCUAUUCUACGUUAGCUUUUUGGUCCGGGAUGGCUUGGUUGGAAUCGCAGUGGAUAGCCGGGGCCUGCCCACUUUGCAUUCUGCAAAGCCUCAUGCGCCUAGUGAAGCCCAGAGAUUGGGCAUCAAGAAGCGUCAGGCCAUUUUCACACUUGACUUUGAGACUUGGCAAGAAUUGGUCCAAGUCUAUGACAUCAAGGACCCCAUCAUUCCUCAUCGGGAGGAAGAGACGCAAAAUACAGCACAAUCCUGGCAAGGAUAAGAGGAAAUGAUUUGAAUGCGUUCUGAGAAGUGCGUUGUGUAUUGAUUAUUUUGUGGUAGUGCUUUGAUCAUGCGCCUGUGGAUAUCGUGAUACCCAUUUUGAGUUACCGGUGUUGGUAUGCAUUUUGAGAAUGAAUUUUUGUCACGGCGUAUGGGUGUCUUCAAUGAAUUAAAUACAUGGCAUGGUCCACAAAUGCAGAAUCGCAGAGCUUGUCCCCAAGGUUUUGCAUCCAGCAGAGGGAUA
Aspergillus welwitschiae is the source of this 1815-nucleotide messenger RNA. Its product is annotated as non-structural maintenance of chromosomes element 4 family protein. Gene Ontology annotation, biological process: DNA repair. The record is from RefSeq and is a predicted model, not a curated record. Gene Ontology annotation, cellular component: Smc5-Smc6 complex; nucleus. Bases 238 to 1572 code for a protein of 444 amino acids. The transcript has 3 exons. NCBI's taxonomy places the organism in Eukaryota, Fungi, Ascomycota, Eurotiomycetes, Eurotiales, Aspergillaceae.